Erinaceus europaeus (western European hedgehog) is the source of this 1852-nucleotide messenger RNA. RefSeq names its product epidermal growth factor receptor pathway substrate 8 (gene EPS8). Lineage: Eukaryota; Metazoa; Chordata; Mammalia; Eulipotyphla; Erinaceidae. Gene Ontology annotation, molecular function: actin binding. Gene Ontology annotation, biological process: regulation of Rho protein signal transduction; Rho protein signal transduction; positive regulation of ruffle assembly. The record is from RefSeq and is a predicted model, not a curated record. The coding region runs from base 35 to 673 and encodes 212 amino acids. The transcript is spliced from 4 exons. Gene Ontology annotation, cellular component: vesicle; ruffle membrane; plasma membrane.
AAAAUAUUUACCUUUUUUUUAAUAGAAACAAAGGAUGGAAUAUGGCCCCAGACCUGCCGACACUCCUUUGGCUCCGUCACCUCCUCCAACACCAGCUCCUGUUCCUGUCCCCCUUCCUCCUUCUACUCCAGCUCCUGUUCCUGUGUCAAAGGUCCCAGCAAAUGUCACCCGUCAGAACAGCAGCUCCAGUGAAAGUGGUGGCAGUAUUGUGCGAGAUAGCCAGAGACACAAACAACUUCCUGUGGACCGAAGGAAAUCUCAGAUGGAGGAAGUGCAGGAUGAGCUCAUCCACAGACUGACCAUCGGGAGAAGUGCUGCUCAGAAAAAGUUCCAUGUGCCACGGCAGAAUGUGCCAGUCGUCAAUAUCACUUAUGACUCCACACCAGACGACGUGAAGGCGUGGCUGCAGUCCAAGGGCUUCAACCCCGUGACUGUCAAUAGUCUUGGAGUAUUAAAUGGUGCACAGCUUUUCUCUCUCAAUAAAGAUGAACUGAGGACAGUCUGCCCUGAAGGAGCCAGAGUCUUUAGCCAAAUCACUGUACAGAAAGCUGCAUUAGAGGAUAAUAGUGGCAGCUCUGAACUGCAAGAAAUCAUGCGAAGACGGCAGGAAAAAAUCAGCGCUGCUGCCAGCGACUCAGGAGUGGAGUCUUUUGAUGAGGGAAGCAGUCACUAAUCUGUCUGUGUUUGGACUCCAUUACUCUUGGCAUUAUUCCAAACAUGCUUUGUUUUAAGAAGCUAUGAAGGGAAUGUCAGACUUGUGUUUCUUGAGAUACUUAAUUUAACGCCAUAAAGAGACAGUGCAAACAUAAGUAAGCAGGGAUUUGUUUCUGGACCUACUCUCUAUACAAGCUGAGAAAUUUUCAAAUGGCAAUUUUUGACCUUGGGCAAUAUUUUUAUCUCCUUCUCCAAGACAAGAUCUCCUCUACUGAAUUAACUAUUUUAAUCGCCAUCAUCACAGUGCACACGUAGGCAUUUGUUUGAUAGUGGUGGAUUUAUGUAUUGCACCUAAAGAUAUUGCCCAUGAUUGAAAAUCUAGACAAUUUCAGUUUUGUCUGUGACGGUGUGGUCUGUCAUUCCAAAUGAGGCUUACUUAAGGAUAGUCACUGCUUGCUUAGGUCUCUCCUCUGAUACUCUCAAUGAUAGAAUAUUUAGAUUUAUGUAGAGUUCUUAAUGCCAACCUUUUUUUUUUCUUUUAGAAAUUAAAUACCUAAUGAACUGUAAAAUAUCACAGAGCCUUGGACUUGUGGAUAUAUACUUAAGACACAUUCCCAGACAUUGUCUUUGUCAUGGCUAUGUUGGUCACAUACCAUUCCUUAUAUAGCUUGUAUUUUGAUUUAGUUUAUAUUCUACUUAGUAUCUUAUACCAUGUUCUUAUAUAUGAGAGAGCACAAGAGGUCAUGAUACAUUCAAAAUCUGUCACAGGGAAUAGCCUGCAUUUGGGUGUGUGUGUAUGUGUGUGUGCAUGCAUGUGUAUCACAGUAUUUUGCUUAAUAGAAGCCUUGGUUCUGAAUAUUGGCAUAAGUAGUUAAAAGGAAAUUGAGGCCAUUUUAUGUGUUUAUUUGUGUCAACUUUUUCUGGUACUAAGAAAGAAGCUAUACACAUUAAUCCUGGAAAGACUCUAGAUAGAAAUAAGGAAAGGUGGUUAACCUUCAACGAAUGUUAUUUUUGGAAAAACAAUUUUUGUCUUUAAAUGUGAUAUUAUUUCACAUAUAUAAAACAGAUGUUAUAUCAGAAUGGUGUAUAUUUUAACAUAAAUCCAUUUAGAGAGAUCAUCUAGAUUCAUCAACUUUCAUAGUGCCUUUUUCACGAGUCAGCUGGAAAGUCUGCAAUAAACAGUAUUUACUGUAUGUUA